Molecule: messenger RNA, 1248 nt
Organism: Prosopis cineraria
Lineage: Eukaryota; Viridiplantae; Streptophyta; Magnoliopsida; Fabales; Fabaceae
Exons: 2
Coding region: 317-712 (131 amino acids)
Source: RefSeq, a predicted model, not a curated record
AGGAACAUUUGGCUGCUCUUGAGGAUGAACUUGAUGAUUGAAUUUUUAUUUUCUCAAUAAGUUAGAAUCUAUUGUAUUAUUAUAGACAUUUAAAUAUGUUGUAUUAUUACAUUGACUUAUAUUGAGUUUAAUUGAUGUUUGAUUAGAUAUUGAAAUUUGUUGUCUUAUUGACUGUUAUUUGCUUUGUAUUAUUUGUUUACUUUGCCUUUGAAAUUUGAUUAGCUUUUCAUAUUGGGAUUGGUAUUAUGUGAUUAUGUUAUUAUGUGAUAGGAUGGCACCAAACAAUAAUAAGGAGAUUGUGAACUAGACAAGAUUAAUGGAUGAUGCCCUCGUUGAUGCUUUCAUGAAUGAAUAUAAUGAGGGUCACAAAGUUAAUGGUACUUUUACAACUACAGCUUAUGAUAAUAUAUGUAAAUAUUUGAGUGCUUUAUUCGGUAAACAAAUUGACAAGGAAAAGGUGAAAAAUCGAUGGAAGACUUUAAAGAGAAACUUUUCAGAUGUUUAUGACAUUUUCAAAAGUUUGAGUGGGUUCGCUUGGAAUCCAACAACUCAAGUAUGGGAUGCUGAGCCUGAAGUUUGGGAUGCAUUAAUUGAGGCUAAACCUAAAGCAGCAUUGUGGAGAACUACUUCUUUUCCAAACUAUGAAAAAAUGAUGAUAUUAUAUGGAGUAGAUAGAGCUAAUGGAGAUGAGGGUGAGACAGCACGUGAGUAGAGAAAGAGACGUCGUUCUCAGGAAGAAGUCACUGAGACCGUCAAUGACAUUAACAAUAUUGUCUCACAAAAUAGAGCCACAAUUAAUGUUGAGCUUGAUGGACAAGAAAACUCACCGAGACAAGAAAACUCACCUGACCAAGAGCACUCACCCACUAUUAAUAGUGCAUGCAGUAAGAAGACAAAAAGGGUGUCUAAGGAGAAGGAGGCUAGUCUAAAUGAGUUGACACGAGCAGUGUUAGCUGUGGCUGAGGCAAUUCAACAAGGAAAUGUGAUGAUAGGACAAAGUUUCAAGAAGGUGCCAUAAUUGUCAGGUGAAGAAAUUUGGAAAAUGCUUGAAGAGUGUGGGAUUGAUGCUGCAAGAUUACCUGACAUAUAUUGGUUUCUUAUGACUGAUAAUGAUAGGCUUAGAGCAGUAACUCAAUGUCCAGCACCAGUAUGGAAGGAUGUGAUAAUGAGGAUGUUUUAUAGUUCUAAUUAGAUGAUGACUUUUAUUGAUAAUUUUUGUAUAUUUUGUUAGCUAAAUGUCAAAAUGUG